CAGCUGCUCUCACAGGAUUAAUCCCUCCGUCUCUCAGUGAUCUGCCCGAGCCGCAUCCAUCCUGCCUGCUUCCUCUCGGCCUCGCGCUGCUCUUCUCUAUCCACAGCGCCAUGAACAUUUUCGCUGCAUCUGCAGAAGCCACACCCCAUUUUCUCAGCCCUGACUCUAGCUGAAAGAAAGACCACGCCCCCCACCUGGACUCACCCGACCGAUCAGGGACCUGGCAGCUCCGCCCACCCCGCCCUCUCGAUGAGGGACAAAGCCACCCAGACCCCCAGGGCCUGGGUAGACGAGCGCAGGAGGGGAUCUCACAAGCGUUCGGCGUCCUGCGGCAGCACCGACCAGCUAAAGGAGAUUGCAAAAUUGCGGCAGCAGCUUCAGCGCAGCAAACGCAGCAGUCGUCAUCGACGCGAUAAGGAGCGCAAAUCGCCUUUUAACGGCAACCAUGCUAUUAUCCAAUCACAGUCUCAGAUGCCUAAAACCAUCCUGAUCCCCAUCCCCAUUUCCAAGUCAACUGCUCCUCGCUUCCGCAACAGCAUCGAGGGCCUCAACCAGGAGAUCGAACGCAUCAUCAUACGAGACACGCCGGAGCGCGACGAGGUCAUCAUUCCGCAGGACGUUCCAGAUGGACACCGCGCUCCUCCGCCCCUCCCCCAGCGCAGCAGCAGCACACGCAGCAUCGACACACAGACCCCCUCAGGAAGAAGCCUGGGUGGUAACCGUAGCAACAGCAGCAGCCGGGCGGACUCGGUGUCCCCGUCGUACCUCAGCAUCCUGAAUGACGCGAUGGGAAACAGUCCCCUUAACAACGACGACACACUCAACGAGAGCAGGGAGAGAGAUCUGGGGCCGUACUCACCCCUGCCCAAGUACGCAUCCUCUCCCAAACCCAACAACAGCUACAUGUUCAAGCGGGAGCCUCCUGAGGGCUGCGAAAGAGUCAAAGUCUUCGAGGACAACCAACCCAGGCCGCUGCAGGAGAUCCCUCCGUACCUGUGUCCAGACAGGAACAAGGUCAACUUCAUUCCUAAGAGCGGCUCGGCGUUUUGUCUCGUCAGCAUCCUGAAGCCGCUGCUGCCCACCCAGGAGCUGAACUUCCGCAGCGGCGUGUCAUAUCGCAGUCUCUCCCCUUCCCUCGUCCCUCUGAGCGGGGUCGGGGUGCGCAGCCUGUCCCCUUCCCUCGGCCCCGUCCUGACACGAGGGCGCCAGUCCCCCUGCCUCCCGCGCCACCUGGAGGAGCCCGAGGGUUAGAGUCGCUCGAGAAUCUCCACCAGUCCAGGAAUUUCAUCAUCUCCUGCAUCAUCUCUUAAAGAGACUCGUUUUCUCAUUCGAUCCAAAAUCUCAAAAGCUGUGACCGCAUCAGGUUUCGAUUUGUUUCCACUGAUCCAAAUGGCUAGCUGAAGCUUGAACAGGAGAGCGUUGUAACGUGACUUUGCUUUACUGGGUUAGGACGAGACUGUCAGGUUCUUGAUGUGUACGUAUGUAAAGUAGAGCGUUUUUUUCCCUUUCUUUUAUAGCAUUGUUUUUCAUUUUUGCUCCGAGUGCGUUAUCGCAGUUGACCAUCAGAGCUUUUCAAGAGCCAAGUUUCCUUGUACAUAUCCCUUCUUUAACUUUUCGUUUUUUGGACUCUCAGAGGAUCAUGGGACUCCAGUGUGUUGUGUGUAUCUACAGUAUGUGUGCGUUAUGAGUAAAAAGAGGGGGAAAAAAAUGUAGCCAAUCACAGGGAGGGACAAAACGAAACAAAAAAAAAGCUAUUCCGAUCACGUGCCUGGUACUCACCGUCUGUAGCAGCGAAGUCCUGAACCUGGCUCUGACCUUACCUCUCCGGGAGUCUCAUUUAUUACAUUGGUUUUAAAUUAAGGGCGGGUAAAAUUUUCUAAAUUUGUACAAACUACGCAGUGUUUAAUAAAACUGCACACACAAAAACACAACGAAUGAGAAAAAAAAGUCACAUUUACAAGCUGUGAGAUUUAAUCGAUUUUUUUUUUCUACGUCGAUACCGAACGGUUUUUUAUAAAAACUUUGAAAAUUGACAUUGAAAAUGUACACCAACUUUUCCACAAAUGACUGAAAUUUCUUUCAUUUUAAUGUGAGAUUAACACUUCUCACGCCUCGAGCUUGUAAACGGUUAGUGCAGUACCGCCACCUACUGGAUGGAGUGUGAAGUAAAGAAUUGUACGGCAUUUACGGUAAAUGUUUGUUACAAACUCUUUAGUCUUUUCAAAUCUGAUAUAGAAACAUAACUGCUUGCGACAAAUCAGACGAUAAACAUUAAAUGCUAUUAAAUCGACAAUCGUAAUGAAGACAAAAAAAAGAUUUUUAACACUUAAUUUCUAAAAAUCAACAAUCGACCAACUGUGAUUCACAGCUCCAGUUACAUUUACAUAAAAGAAACGCCUUUGAAUUUACCAUAUAUGGUAGUCAAGCAUUUUGUUGUCAUUAACAAAACAACAAACAUAAAACCUUGAACUGAAAAUUUAGUAUUUUUUACUUUUCACUCUCCCUCAGUCUUUGAUGUUAACUUGAUGUUAAUUUAAAUCGGCAACCUUAAUUUUAAAAAAGGCUUUUUUUAAAAAUAACAUGAUCAGCUGAAUUUUUUGUUAACUCAAAAAGAAAGAAAAAGAAGUUACGACUCGAAACCAUCUAGUAACUCAUCUUCUAAACUUUAUAAACGAAUUAAAGGUAUCGUUAUAAACGAAUUAAAGGUAUCUGUCCGCAUGCACGAUGGAUAAAUGAGACCCCUGGCCCCUGGUUUACUCCGCAGUGUAUAGAACCGCGUCCUUAUUCCCUUCCUCGCUCUUUAGCUUUAAAUAAAGCGCAGGUGGAACAGGAGGAUCUGGUGCUAUGUAACGUUAACCUUAAUUAUACUGUUAUUAUGUUUAGGUUGAAAUAGUUAGCGAGAGAGUAGAAAGUUUUUUUUUUAUCCUGUUUUGAGCAGACCCGAGUUGGGAAAUACGGAAAGUAGUUUUCAUCCAGAUGUUUCGCAAAGUUUAAGCGAGAAAAAAAAAGUAUUGAGAGCAAGCGAAAACAUGACUUUUAGGACAUACGGUAGCUACUUCACUCAUUUUUGUGUUGGAUUAGAGAUAUUGAAUUUAAACAUAUGUAGACGUGCAGUACACCAUGAACAACCUGCACAGGCUCUAUAGAGAAUGUUUUGCUCUACCAUCUAAUGGUGAUUUCUUAAUGUUAAUAUAUUUAAAAAAUAAAAUGAAUAAAAAUAAGGCUCAGAAAUUUAUAUUAAACGAUGGAUAAAAGUAUGUUUUAAAAAGCAGAAUGGUGGUUUUACUAGAAAGAGAUAAAGAGAGAGAGAG
This is a messenger RNA of Clarias gariepinus (North African catfish), 3311 nucleotides long. It is a transcript of the gene fam117ba, whose product is annotated as family with sequence similarity 117 member Ba. The transcript has 8 exons. The record is from RefSeq and is a predicted model, not a curated record. Lineage: Eukaryota; Metazoa; Chordata; Actinopteri; Siluriformes; Clariidae. Bases 250 to 1251 code for a protein of 333 amino acids.